Messenger RNA from Strongylocentrotus purpuratus (purple sea urchin), 3778 nucleotides. Its product is annotated as non-specific lipid-transfer protein. NCBI's taxonomy places the organism in Eukaryota, Metazoa, Echinodermata, Echinoidea, Camarodonta, Strongylocentrotidae. Gene Ontology annotation, molecular function: acyltransferase activity, transferring groups other than amino-acyl groups. The record is from RefSeq and is a predicted model, not a curated record.
AAGAAUGGCAUAGCUAGAUUUGCUAGAAUUUCGGCAACAAAUUGGUAUACAUUAGCGCCUGUAUAAUUCAUUUUCAGAGAAGUUAUCUGAGAAAAACUGCCCAUCGGGCGGAAACCGGGCAGGGUACGGUACGUCCCUCUAUAUAUAUAUACGACAGGUGCAGCAGCAAAUUCAUUCCGCAGUCGGUAAACGUGGAUUUAAGUCUAACCCCUCAAAACACAACAGAGGACAAUUCAAUUUUACAUCGUUUUCAACAUUAGCAGAGACUGCAAAAGUGAUGGCCAAUCUUCAGCGAGUUUUUGUUGUCGGAGUGGGCAUGACGAAGUUCUUCAAGCCUGGCAAAGCCGAUGGAGACUUCCAUGACCUAGCCAAGCAAGCUGGCCAGGCAGCCCUCAAGGAUGCUGGACUCCCCUUUGAUGCAGUGGAACAGGCCGUCUGUGGAUAUGUCUAUGGGGAUACGACAUGCGGACAGAGGGCUGUGUAUGAGAUCGGUAUGACAGGCAUUCCUAUCUAUAAUGUUAACAAUGCAUGCUCUACAGGUUCCACUGCGCUGUUCCUGGCCAAGCAGCUGUUAGAGGGUGGAAGAGCAAACUGCGUCAUGGCACUGGGUUUUGAGAAGAUGCAGAGGGGUUCUUUAACUUUACAGUAUGAAGACCGUGCUAAUCCCAUGCAGAAGUUUGUUGAAGUGAUGUCAGAGCUUCAUGAGAUUACUCCAUCACCAAUGGCUGCUCAGUUAUUUGGCAAUGCAGGGAGAGAGCACAUGCAGAAAUUUGGAAGCACGCCAGAACACUUGGCCAAGAUCGCAUACAAGAACCACAAGCAUUCAACCAACAACCCUAAUUCCCAAUUCCAGAAGGAGUACUCCAUGGAUGAGAUCAAAAAUUCUCCAAAGGUCUAUGAACCACUCACAAGAUUGGAGUGCUGCCCUACUUCAGAUGGAGCUGCAGCGGCCAUCUUGUGCACCGAAGACUAUGUGAUCCAACAUGGUCUGCAGGGUCAAGCGGUUGAGAUCAUGGGCAUGACCAUGGCUACCGAUAAACCAAACACGUUUGAAGACAAGAGCUCCAUGAAACUGGUUGGAUAUGACAUGACAAAGCGUGCUGCAGAAACACUGUUCAGCAAGGCAGGAGCUAGUGUGCAGAUGUUGAUGUGGUGGAACUACACGAUUGUUUCAGCCAAUGAACUCAUCACAUACGAAGCCCUGGGACUCUGCCCUGAAGGUAAAGCUGGAGAGUUCAUUGACAGUGGUGAUAACACGUAUGGAGGCAAGUUUGUGGUCAACCCAAGUGGAGGUCUCAUCUCUAAGGGACAUCCCCUAGGAGCUACAGGUCUAGCCCAGUGUGCUGAGCUUUGUUGGCAGCUUCGAGGCAAGGCAGACAAGAGACAGGUAGAGGGAGCCAAACUAGCCUUGCAGCAUAACAUCGGACUCGGAGGGGCAGCAGUGUGUGCAUUGUACAGGAUGGGUUUCCCAGAGCAAGGCAGACCAAGGUAUAACCUUCAGGCCAACCUAACAGCAGCAGAGGUGUUCAAAUGUGAAGCUGUCUUCAAAGAAAUUGAGAAUGCUCUCAAAGUUGAUGGAAAGAAGAUGGUAGAUAAGAUCAAAGGUAUCUAUGGUUUCGAGGUAUCUGGAGGACCAGGAGGAAACAAAGCCAAAUGGAUCGUAGACGUCAAGAAUGGAAACGGUUCCGUGGAGAAGGUGGAGAAGGACUCUAAAAGGAAAGCAGACUGCACAUUUAAGAUCGCGGAUGCCGACUUGGUGGACCUGAUGAUGGGGAAACUUAACCCUCAGAAUGCCUUCUUCUCUGGGAAACUCAAGAUCACUGGUAACAUGGGACUGGCCAUGAAGCUCCAGCAGCUCAAACCAGCUGCACCCAAGGCUAAAUUAUAGAGAUCAGGGUUCAAGACCCCCGUAAGAAUACCAUUCCUUCCAUCACAAGUUCAGAUGUCCAUCGAGUCACAUGAUACUGAUCUUUUAUUUGUAUUGUAAUUUGGAGACUUACUUAGCAUACAUCCUUCCAUCACGGAAUGUCCCUUGAGGGAUAUGAUAUCUUUCCUUGAAAUUUGGAAAUAUAUUUGAAUAUAGAAUCAUCUAAACAGUGUCAUUCAUCGGUGUCUCAUGUGAGAUGGAAAUUAAAGAAUCAGUUCAAGACAUUGUGAGAAAAUUGAUAAUUUCAUCAAUUAGAUGUCCAUUGAGUCACGGGACACCUUCUUAUAUUAAACUUGCAACAAAAAUACACCAAAAUAGAGAAUAUGGUACAUGCACAUCCUGCAGUAGAUAUUCCAGUGCUGUAGUCAUGAUUGUUGUCUCAUGUGUGAUGAACAUUUAGAAGGAUGUUUCUAUGUACAGAGAGAUAUGCAAACUCACUGAUAUCAAUGUAAGCUAACUGUACCCAUGCUUCUUUUUGUUAUUUGAUUGAAUUUACGAUUACCAAUGUGGUACAUGUAAUUUGCCAGAGUGUACAAAGCUGUCUGAAUCAUGAAAUUAGGUGACAUUAUGCAGUAUGUAUGUGCAAUAAUGGUACUUUUUGUAGUGUAAAAUGCCACUACAUAUGAAUGAUCAUUGUUACACCUUUGCUCGGAAUCGACCCUCAUCCCUCUGAAUGAAAGGUUUAUGGACGUGUAUGCUGGAGUGAAAACUCUUCACUGCAGGUGGCAUGUAUAUAAUCAAAAUAAUAAUAGAGAGAGUGCUUCCAUUAACACUUUGGUGGAUUUCUUCGCCCCUCUGCAUCACUAGUUUGCCAUACUUGCAAUUUUGCACAAACACCAUGCAACGAUUAAACAAAGGAUGGUUUGCAUAACACAAUGGCUUUGCAAAAUUACCCAUUUCCGGUCUUGAUGAUCUUCAUGACAACCCGUUAAGCACAGGUACAUAUUCAUUUUUGGAAAUGGUAAAAUAAACUGAAGCCUUUGGUAUGAUGUAUCCAAUGGUAUAUACAAUGUGGCACCGAGAGAUUAUUUAUGUGGCUUCUAAUGAGUAAAUCAAAUUACCACAAACAUUUUCCUUUGUUGGUUUCAAAGUGGUGUACGGUAAUAUAUUAAGCAAAAGAAGAGGUGAAGAGAUGAUGAAAAUUGAACAAUAUGAAAAAUUCUUUUGCAAUAUUAAACUUUUUUCUGUGGUUUUUAAUGUUUCAGAAUAUUCCUCUAGUUGCAAUCAUUUUGAAUGUUGUCUCAUGUAAGAUAUAACGUCAUUUCACCUGGUGAAGUGUCUAUUUGGGAUGCAUGUACUGAUCGCAAAAUGUUUCAUAACUCUGCUUGGUUAACUUUUUAACAUCAGGUGAGAUAUGUAUAUUUGCAUCACCAUCAUGAUCAAAAUAAAUUUGUGUAUGAACUAUUGGGAUGUAUCUAAGUUGUGGAAUAUAAUUGAUUUACAUGUUGAUGAAGGAGCUAUUCCUUGGAAAAUAUGUAUUAUUAUACUAUGUGAUACUCUUUUUCAAAAUAGAAUGAAAUUUUAAAAGUACUUCAAACAUAUAUGUUAAUGCAGAAAUUUGGUUAUGAUAACACAUGGUGUUAAUAAUGACAAUUUUUAAAGAGAACUUACAAGACGAAAAACAACUUUCCUGAUCCACACAGAGUUGAUAUUAUUCAUCACAAUUCAUUAUAAUUGCAUAUUUUAUCAUGAAAACCUAUUAUUUCAUCAUACUAUAUGCACUUUGUGCUAUUAUCUAUUAAUUUAUGUAACAUAUUCAUGUUGAAUGUCUAUUGAAAUAAUGUGCUUUGUAUAACCAUUUGUGGUACAGACCGAUUUUGUACUGAGCAAUGAAUAAAAAAUGAAAGAAAU